CGCAACGAGCAACAAUGCAUGCAACUAUGAGGCAACAAUUGGCAAUCCUUCUGCUCGCCAGUCUGGCAUUUGAGCUAAGUUCGGCUUGGCUCUUUAAGCUGCCCAAGCUGGAGGAUCUGGUGGAGAAACUCGAUGAGAAGAAGCAGAAAGAGCAAUUGAAAAAGCUCGAUUUUCUCAAUUGGUUUGCCGACAAAGAGGAGAAGAAGGUGGAAGAAUGGGAGAAAUUAAAGCAAUGGUUUGAAGAUAAAAAGCUCAAAGAGCUCGAAUUCUUCGAGAGCAAAAAGGAGAAACUCGACGAUGAGAUCGAAGGUAAACUGCUGAAGAAGAAGAACAAGAUAGGAAAGAAGCAAAAGACACGAACCACAACCGAUUGCUAUGAAGCGACCACAGAGAGCACAGGAUACGAGGAGAAAUCGUAUCAGUCAGCGGAACAGCAGGAGGAUGAGGAGGACCAGGACGAACAGGUGGCGGUGACGAAGCAAGAGAAUUGCGGAUGCAAAAAGAGCAAGAGCUAUGGGAACAGUGUGCCCACCGCGUACGAUGUGCGUGAGGAUUACGAGGAUGGCAUUCGUUAUUUCACAUAA
Drosophila albomicans is the source of this 584-nucleotide messenger RNA. RefSeq lists its product as uncharacterized. The record is from RefSeq and is a predicted model, not a curated record. Lineage: Eukaryota; Metazoa; Arthropoda; Insecta; Diptera; Drosophilidae. The transcript has 2 exons. The coding region runs from base 15 to 584 and encodes 189 amino acids.